CGGUGGAAUUGAGCUUCUCUCGUCGGCCAGGCCGAACGCAUGCGGCCCCGCUGCACCCGCCCAGGAGCGAGGGGUCAUCUCCCCCGGCCUCACUUCUCUCCCCUUCGCUGCUUCGCUAGGGUUUGAGGCCUCCUACGCGCGCUCGGGUUGUCCUCGCUGCGCUCGUCGCGCCGUCCUCCGCCGGUCGCCGUCCUCUGCCGGUCGCCAUCCUCCGCCCCGCCCUCCUCCGGCCAUCGUCCUCCUCCGCCCUGACCUCCUCCGCCGCCCCCUUCUCCUGCAGUCGCCCUCCUCCGCCCGUCGACCUCCGUCUGUCCCGCUGGUCGCCCUCCGUCUGUUGAAAUCCUCUGCAGCCAAGUACUGGUGCCGAACAUAGCCUGAGAGGAGAACAUAUCAACAAACAUGGCGAAGAAAAGUGGAUCCUCCACCCUGAAUGCCAGCGAUACUCCGUGGAAGGGGCGGCUACGCUCUCACCACUCGACGCUUUGCAGCUUGACCGCUCUGCAGUCCUCUUCCCCAGCCAAGAACCCAAAGGGCGACCAGGAGGCCCAAUCAUUGAAGAAGCGAGCCAUCUCGCUGAACAGCAAGAAUACAGGUAAACGUGGCAUCUGGAGUGAGGAGACUGCAGAGAAGCGCCCGCCUGCUGCUCCUCCCCGCCGGUCCCCACGUCUCAUUUCCAAUCCCCCUCAUUUGGUCGAUGGGGUGUGCAAGGAAUCUAUGGUCAGGGGAAAUCAGUCAGCAAUUCCUUUUCGGAGAUCCCUACGGCUUCAUCAAAAUCAAACCAAUCAAAAUGCUUUCAGUGUACACCAGACUUGUGAAAAAUCAUCAAGGAGCCUGAGAAAUGCUGUGGUAAAGCAUUCUACGACGAUGGUAAACCACAUGGAUUCACAAAAAGUAUGUUUUCAAGAUUGCCAGCAUAUUUCUCCCAGGACAAGUGUACCAUAUCCAUCAUGCAAAAAAACUGAGAAGGAAGCGUCAUAUUCCAGUUGCUGCAAGAAGCUGGCAAGAAAGAGGAAGAGGGGAACUGAAGGAGGAAUGUCCUCAUAUAAGAGUCAGAGUCGUCACGAUCACAAACCAUCGCCCCUGGAAUUCCAAGAAAUUGCACCAACCAAUAAGCCUAUAAACACAAGACACAAAAAGAGUGAAAGUAGCUCUUCUUCAAUGGUACAGCCUAAAUUUUGUGAUAGAUUGGUGGAUGCUGAGAGCAAUAAUAAAGAGCUAGAUGGUAGUGAAAGAGGAGAAACACAAUGUGGUCAUAACUGGUCAGAAGAGCAGGACAUGGUAUUGCGCAAAGCUUACUUCACUGCUCGACCAUCCCCAAAUUUCUGGAAGAAAGUUUCAAAAAUGGUUCCUGGAAAAUCUGCUGAAGAGUGCUUGAACAGAAUUCAUGCUGAUCUUUCAACACCGACUCCAAUUGCUCCUCGUCCUACAAAAAGUAAUAUAAACUUUUCUCCUGUUGCACACUUCACACUGUCUGAUCCAAAACAUCGAAAUGUCCUGGAACCUUCCUUCAAAAGACGGACUGCCAAGCAGAAGAGCCUAGCAGCACAGAAGACAGUGAGACAUUUACUGAAGAAGCAGUGCAUCACUGACAAAACAGAAGAGGCUGAUCACUUCUCAGUUUUUGAGACAUCACCAACUGUUCUACCGUUGGACUUUUCCUUUGAGGGUUCUCCUGGGACUCCUGGUAGUGCAGGCAAAAAAUUGAUAGCGAAUUUGGAAACUAUAAAAAGUGUUGGCACAAACUCUUCCGAACCGAGCCCAGCAGUUCUGAAGCCUGUGAAAAAUGUCAUCUUACAUGAGAAAUAUGUUGACCGAUUGUCCCGCAGAGAAGGCCAAAAAAGGGCUGGCAAAAAAGCUGCAGGGUCCAAAGCUCUAGAUUCUGUGAAGACUCAACAAACAGGUGGUCUGAAGGCUGCAAGGAAUGCUCUCAUCUCAGAAGCAACAGACUUUAUAAGCCAUUUCAAGAAGAUGCAAUCAAAUCCCCUUGCGCAUGUCGUAGAGGACAAUGAAGAUGAUGAGAUUGAUGACAUUGAGUCUUACUAGCAAGACAUCGACUGAUGCCAAGCUGCCCUGUAUGUAAGUUUAAAAAUUGCAGCCGGUUAGCAUAUUGUCUUCUGCAAUGAUCGGCACAUGUUUUGCCGCAGCUAUUUUGGGUUUGCUUUGGUUCUAUGCCAUGUCUAUACCUACCAAUUCUCUCUCUCUCUCUCUCUCUCUCUCUCUCUCUCUCUCUUUUGGCAGUGACAACUGGGCGCCAUUCAGCCUAAACACGGAUCAAGCUAACCUGGCUGAACCCGUAAAUCAAACGGUUUGGAAUCA
Molecule: messenger RNA, 2316 nt
Organism: Oryza brachyantha (malo sina)
Lineage: Eukaryota; Viridiplantae; Streptophyta; Magnoliopsida; Poales; Poaceae
Exons: 4
Coding region: 400-2043 (547 amino acids)
Source: RefSeq, a predicted model, not a curated record